AUGGAUAUAUGCCGCCGCCCGUUUAAGGGUCGUAACGCGACGACUCAAAGAUUACUCCUCGCGAGCGAACACCCCAGCACAGUUGCUUGCAAGAUGUCAUUUGUCUGUAUACCUAUCAUAUGCGGUGUGAAGCAGUGGGAUACCCCAUACGCCAACGACCCCAAGUUAAACGCGAUCUACUGUCCGAACUGUCACAACAGGAGUGUCGGCCCUGUGAAACGGAAAGAGUUCAUCUCAAUCUGGUUCAUCCCACUCUUCCCCAUAUACUGGGGCAAACAGUUACGUUGCCCCAUUUGCAACUGGCGACAGGAUUUCAAAAACAAGGCACAGCUGGAAAAAGUGCUGAGGGAGCAGCAAAAUAUUGCGUAG
Zygotorulaspora mrakii is the source of this 369-nucleotide messenger RNA. RefSeq lists its product as uncharacterized. The transcript has a single exon. Lineage: Eukaryota; Fungi; Ascomycota; Saccharomycetes; Saccharomycetales; Saccharomycetaceae. The record is from RefSeq and is a predicted model, not a curated record. Bases 1 to 369 code for a protein of 122 amino acids.